Molecule: messenger RNA, 2481 nt
Organism: Ectocarpus siliculosus
Lineage: Eukaryota; Phaeophyceae; Ectocarpales; Ectocarpaceae
Source: the annotation of a GenBank genome assembly
AUGUCUGGCGUCCCCCCGCGGCGCACAUGGGCCCGGCGCACCCACGCAGCCGUCGUUACAUUCAUCUUUAUACCCCGCAAGGAAGCCCGCACCAGGUGCCUGUCACAACUCGCCCCAACGCCAGCCCCCAGCCACCAAGUUCAUCUUUCUCGCAGCUUCGUCGACAGUGCCUGGGUGAAGCGGGGCGUUUCUGCCUGGAUAAAUCUCUACACCGGCAUGUGGAGACCAGACGAGGUCGUGCCGCAACACAAGCGCAGAGCGGUGGCGCUUUGGACGAUCCUCAUCGGGGGCAUCAUUUUCUAUUCUUCGUAUCUGCUGUACACGGCCGUUCGCAAGCGCGAGAACCCUGAUGCGUCCAUCGAGCUAUCGAACACCGUAUUCGAGUACCCGGAUAUUUGGGUGUGCCUCUACGUCGCCUACGGCUGCGACGAGUGGGAAUUGGAGAAUGAGUGCAUGACAAGUGCAACCGGCAACAGGACAGGAUGGGGCAAUUCGAGUGCCGUGUACUACCCAGGCGGGGUCUACGAGCAGGAGAUUCACGUGGAGGGAAAGCUGACCCCGAACAACGGCUGGUGCGUGGAGUUCCAGACGUCGAAAAUUACCCGCUUUCUCGAUCGCGAGCGGGACGCGAAGUAUUAUCUAGACUACCUCCUCCUGGAUAUGUACUGGUACCCGGGUGGCCUUGAAGCCGAUUCCAACACUUGCGUCGUUGAGGGGUGGAAAACUCACAACCAAUGGAUGUACGUCUUUUUGAACGAUCCAGAAUCAGAACGAGUAUCAACCGGGAUCCAAGUCCCCUACAGCUGCAUCACCAACGUCUCAAGCAGCCACUCCUUCACAUACGUGGGAAUAGGAGUUACCAUCGAGGACAAGCUAGGCCAAGAACCCAUCGUGAACAACAAGGCGCUAUCGGUAUCGACAGCGACGGUGAAGGAUGAGGUAAAUCCGGCCAUUGUCAAGCCUUAUGCCCAGCUAUCGCUGCAGUUCCAGCAGGAGCCCAACUCGCUUGAGAUUAUCACCGAGGUCGACCCUCUCGACCUCGCCGAGAUGUUCGGCAACGUCGGCGGCUUCUGGGACCUUCUCAUGAUCAUGUGGCCCAUCUUUUUUGUGGCGGCAUCUAGACAAGACCCACACCUCAAGCCUCGAAACUUCACGAAGUCGGUCACAAAGGGGCUAGGAGGCCUCCGAAUAGGCGACAGCAAGCACCCUGGGGGCAGAGACGAUUUCAACAGCAGUCCCCAGGUCGAAGAGAGACCAUACUGGGAACAAGAGGGGAAGAAGGAGGUGGUGGAGGUGCCUUAUCCUGCCGAGAAAAGGAGAAUCCCCUUCCCGCCGGUGUGAGCAGCACCAGCGGGGGCCGCCAUGACUCCAGACGGCAACACCAAAACGGGAACGAAGCGACAUGCAGUGCGUCUUUGCCCCGAGCGAUCGUUAUCAGCGUAUGUAGCCGGCUCUCUUGUGCGGCGGGAUUAAUAAUAUCCAUGCUGUUGCGCACAUAAGUUGCCAUUCCUUUCCCGCACGAGUUUCAAUUUCAGUUUUAUUUAGGUGUAUGCGCACGUGAUAUUGUAUUACUUCUGGUACUUUUAAUUGUCAACUACAUGUAGUUCAAGUGAGUGUGUUCAGGUUGGCCCUACGGCCCACCUAAGCACGCGUCGUACAUGUUUCCAGGCAUGGUUUACGGAGACUUCUCUUGCAUGCGUUGUACAUAACAGCCCCAUUUGUGCCGUCCCGGUACCCACCAUGAUGUUGAUUGUUUGGGGUUCGUGAGCCGUCGUGCAGCGAUGCAGUCUUGGAAUGGCUCCGUUAGAUUUGAAAAAUAUACGUCGUCGUCCUUUUGGGUACGGGGAGUUUCCGUUUCUUUGGGCAUGGUAGAUUGCUUUUCGUGCUUUGGCACGGUGUUUCUUUCGUGGGCUAUCGCGAGUUCCUUAUAUAUAUUUAGUGUGUUGCUCAUUGGCUCUUCGUGGUUUGAGCGGCACUUGAACCAUCGUGAGUUUUCCUUUGCGCACCAGCUUCGAUGCUUGGGGAGGCAAAGCGUCUACGGAACGUCCCCCGAGUGUCCGGAGAAGAGAUGUAUUUAUGACAUGUGGUAAAUAGUCGACUUCGGUAGUGGUGGCUGGUGGCGGAGAGUGCUGCGGAAGAAUACGAGGGUGGGCGGUGUUGUUGGAGUACAAACUUUCGAAGGGGGGGUAAAGCUUCACGCAACAGCUAAAAUCAUAACGUUGCAGGUUCUGCUACACUGCAUGUAGCCGAGCCCCGUACUUGUGGCAGCUUCCACGAGCUUGCAAACACGGGGUUCCCCGACGUCCAAGGAAGCAUUGGAAAGCUACCAUGAAACGCCGCGGACGCAUCUGAUAUCGAAACCGUAGAGGUUUCCGUGCCCACCAUGGCCGUGCUUCCAUGGGGUUUGUGAGCGAAACGCAUGGAAGUGCUUCCCGAGCUGCCGUGACUACCAUGGAAGCUUCCGUGACGGCCAUCCGACAA